AUGUGGACACACUUAUGCCGAAAUCACACUCAUAUUCCUGCCACCAUCCCCCUGUAUUCCCCCCCCCGUUCCUACCGCCAUCACCCACCCCCUGUGUUCCUACCGCCAUCACCCCCCCGUGUUCCUACCGCCCACCCCCCCCCGUGUUCCUACCGCCAUCACACCCCCCCCGUGUUCCUACCGCCCCCCCGUGUUCCUACCGCCAUCACACCCCCCGUGUUCCUACCGCCAUCACACCCCCCCCCCCCCAUGUUCCUACCGCCACCCCCCCCCCCCCGUGUUCCUACCGCCAUCACCCCGUGUUCCUACCAGACCUUUGCAGCUGAUUCUGACCGGGCCAAAGAAAUUACAGGAGCGAUAGGCGUUUAUAGCCAGACCCGCCUCUCCUCCCCUCCCAAUCCCGACACAGAGACCCGCCUCUCCUCCUCGCGAGACCCGCCUCUCCUCCUCUCCCAAUCACAACAGAGACCCGCCUCUCCUCCUCGCGAGACCCGCCUCUCCUCCUAUCCCGACACAGAGACCCGCCUCUCCUCCUAUCCCGACACAGAGACCCGCCUCUCCUCCUCGCGAGACCCGCCUCUCCUCCUCGCGAGACCCGCCUCUCCUCCUCAGACCCGCCUCUCCUCCCCCCUCCCAAUCCCGACACAGAGACCCGCCUCUCCUCCUCGCGAGACCCGCCUCUCCUCCUCUCCCAAUCACAACAGAGACCCGCCUCUCCUCCUCGCGAGACCCGCCUCUCCUCCUAUCCCGACACAGAGACCCGCCUCUCCUCCUAUCCCGACACAGAGACCCGCCUCUCCUCCUAUCCCGACACAGAGACCCGCCUCUCCUCCUCGCGAGACCCGCCUCUCCUCCUCGCGAGACCCGCCUCUCCUCCUCGCGAGACCCGCCUCUCCUCCUCGCGAGACCCGCCUCUCCUCCUCGCGAGACCCGCCUCUCCCAAUCACAACAGAGACCCGCCUCUCCUCCUCUCCCAAUCACAACAGAGACCCGCCUCCCCUCCUAUCCCGACACAGAGACCCGCCUUUCCUCCUCGCGAGACCCGCCUCUCCUCCUCACGAGACCCGCCUCUCCUCCUCGCGAGACCCGCCUCUCCUCCUCGCGAGACCCGCCUCUCCUCCCGUCCCAAUCCCGACACAGAGACCCGCCUCUCCUCCUCGCGAGACCCGCCUCCUCCUCUCCCAAUCCCGACACAGAGACCCGCCUCUCCUCCUAUCCCGACACAGAGACCCGCCUCUCCUCCUCGCGAGACCCGCCUCUCCUCCUCGCGAGACCCGCCUCUCCUCCCCUCCCAAUCCCGACACAGAGACCCGCCUCUCCUCCUCUCCCAAUCACAACAGAGACCCGCCUCUCCUCCUCGCGAGACCCGCCUCUCCUCCUCGCGAGACCCGCCUCUCCUCCUCGCGAGACCCGCCUCUCCUCCCCUCCCAAUCCCGACACAGAGACCCGCCUCUCCUCCUCUCCCAAUCACAACAGAGACCCGCCUCUCCUCCUCGCGAGACCCGCCUCUCCUCCUAUCCCGACACAGAGACCCGCCUCUCCUCCUAUCCCGACACAGAGACCCGCCUCUCCUCCUCGCGAGACCCGCCUCUCCUCCUCGCGAGACCCGCCUCUCCUCCUCGCGAGACCCGCCUCUCCUCCUCGCGAGACCCGCCUCUCCUCCUCGCGAGACCCGCCUCUCCUCCUCGCGAGACCCGCCUCUCUCCCUCGCGAGACCCGCCUCUCCUCCUCGCGAGACCCGCCUCUCCUCCUCGCGAGACCCGCCUCUCCUCCUCGCGAGACCCUCCUCUCCCAAUCACAACAGAGACCCGCCUCUCCUCCUCUCCCAAUCACAACAGAGACCCGCCUCCCCUCCUAUCCCGACACAGAGACCCGCCUUUCCUCCUCGCGAGACCCGCCUCUCCUCCUCGCGAGACCCGCCUCUCCUCCUCGCGAGACCCGCCUCUCCUCCUCGCGAGACCCGCCUCUCCUCCCGUCCCAAUCCCGACACAGAGACCCGCCUCUCCUCCUCGCGAGACCCGCCUCUCCUCCUCUCCCAAUCCCGACACAGAGACCCGCCUCUCCUCCUAUCCCGACACAGAGACCCGCCUCUCCUCCUAUCCCGACACAGAGACCCGCCUCUCCUCCUCGCGAGACCCGCCUCUCCUCCUCGCGAGACCCGCCUCUCCUCCCCUCCCAAUCCCGACACAGAGACCCGCCUCUCCUCCUCGCGAGACCCGCCUCUCCUCCUCGCGAGACCCGCCUCUCCUCCUCACCCGCCUCUCCUCCUCGCGAGACAGAGACCCGCCUCUCCUCCUCGCGAGACAGAGACCCGCCUCUCCUCCUCGCGACACCGAGACCUGCCUCUCCCCCUCACGACACUGA
This is a messenger RNA of Oncorhynchus masou masou (cherry salmon), 2364 nucleotides long. RefSeq names its product proline-rich protein 36-like. The record is from RefSeq and is a predicted model, not a curated record. Bases 1 to 2364 code for a protein of 787 amino acids. Lineage: Eukaryota; Metazoa; Chordata; Actinopteri; Salmoniformes; Salmonidae. The transcript has 4 exons.